This is a messenger RNA of Effrenium voratum, 531 nucleotides long. Lineage: Eukaryota; Dinophyceae; Suessiales; Symbiodiniaceae. The record is from the annotation of a GenBank genome assembly.
AUGCUGGCCACCGUACACCAGCAUUUGAAGCACAGUGAAGCCCUCUCCGUCCUCGCGGCGCACUUUGGACAAGUCGACGUGCACCUACAGGAGGAUUUGGCCAACUGCGGAGUUCUCGCAGUCCGACUUCCUUGCAAGGCCGAAAUUUGGCUGGACGUCGACUUGCCACAGCCAGCCAAGUCGGCCGGCCUUAAGAUCCUGGUGGUGCAAGAGCCGCCGGAUGUGAAGACGCUGAGCUUGGAGGGCUUUGACCUCAUCCUCACCUGGCAGGAUGAGCACCUAAAGUCGCUGGGCCGGCGCGCGGAGUUCUUCGUUCCUGCAACGCCCUGGCUGCUGCCUGCUGAGUGGCCUCAGUUUCUGCCCAAGAAGCUUGGCAUCGGAUUCCUCAGAGGCAGCAAGCGGCGCACGCGCGGGCAUGUGCUUCGCCACAAGAUCUGGGAGGAGCGAGCGUGCCUGCGGACUUCUUGGAAGGUGGCGGCGUCAGCCGCGACCAGCGGAACCUGCAGUUCUUCAACCAGUUUGUGCUGGUGA